AUGAUAACUCAAGUUAUAACAGACGAUGAAGAUGGAACUAAUAACGGUGUACUUGAUUUAAGUAUUAGAAAAAGAUUACCUGUAUUACUUUCUCCACCAUCUUCAACGGUAUCGUCAUCCUCUUCAUCAUCAUCAUCAUCAAUUACCUCACCUAAACGUAUUUUACCUACUGGUAAACGUAUGUUAGAUUCAACUAUUUCAAUUCCAUCAUCAACACCUAAAACUCAACCAACAAAUAAACGUCCAUUACGUUUUCAAUGUAAACAUUGUGAUUAUAAAGCACCAUCAACAUCACUUAUGCAAAAUCAUAUAUAUCGUCAUACAGAUUUAACACCAUAUGCAUGUGCAUAUUGUGGUCAUAAAUCGACAACAAAAUCAACAAUUAUGGUUCAUAUUGAACUUUGUCAUCCAAAUAUGGAAGUUAAAAUACAUGAAAAUCGUGUACGUGAACAAGAUUUUUAUCGAGAUUUAAAUAGUUCAGAAAUAACAGCAAUACAAGAACCACAAAUUAAAAAACAACGUCAAUCAAAUCAAUAUGAUAAUGAAUCCGAACCAAUAAAUGGUGUAGCUAUUUCAUUAAAAACAAUAAUAGAUGAUGGAAAUGAAUAUUCACCAGAAGCAAAUGAUGAAAUUUAUGAAACCGAUCAUUUUCAAUCUAUUCUAUUACCAACAUCAGAUAUUCUAGAUAAUAAUAAUGAACAAACAACACCAACUAAUCAUAUUGAAUUAUCAUCAUCAUCAUCAUUUAACUUUAAAUUUUCACCACCAUCAACUCCGAUUAUUGAUACAGCAUUAUCAUCAUUAGCAAAUGAUAGAAAAGAAUCAGAUUCUGAAGAUGAUGGUGGUGAAUAUCUUCUUGUUUACAAUCGUCCUAAACAGUACUAUGGUUCAUUAUAUGAACCUGAUAAACAAUAUGCAUGUAAAUUAUGUUCAUAUACAACAAAUCAUCGACCAAGUAUGGAAGAUCACGUAUAUGUACAUACCAAUGAAAAGCCGUAUAAAUGUGGUUAUUGUGGUGAAGAAAUUCAUACACGUUAUGCUGCAACUUAUCAUAUAAAAUAUAAACAUGCUGGUCAACCACGUAAUUUUAUUCAAAAUAAAGCUGAUAUUACACAAUAUUAUAUUAAUCGUGCUAAAAGAGAUGAAGAAAAAAAUCAAUUUAAAGCAGUCGAUACUCGUCGUGUUAGAGUUCCAACACGUAAUGGAAAACACGGAAAUAAUAAUCAACAAAGUAAAGUUGAUAGUCCAAUUGAAUAUCCUAUGCAACUUAAAUCUUCAUCUCCUUCACCUGCUCCACCUACACCUACAUUGCCUGUUCAACCAUUAAAAUCUCAAUCACCUACUCCUUCAUCAAACAAUCCAUCAGUACCUGCACCUCCUGAUCUUCGAUUUUUAUUAAAUUGGUCUUAUUAUUUAGCAACACAAGCUGCAUGGCUUUCACCUAUGCUCCAACAACAACAACAACAAGGUCAAUCACCGUUUAGUUUACCAGCUGAUCCUGAAUCAGCUGCAAAAUUUCUUCAAGCCAUACAAUCAGCUAUGAAUCCUUUGACAUCAACACAAACUUCGAACAAUAAUAACAAUGAACAAAUUGAUUUCGAAACAAAGAAAACACAAUGUGUUGCUGCAAAUAAAGAUAGAAAGAAAUUAUAG
This is a messenger RNA of Adineta steineri, 1653 nucleotides long. NCBI's taxonomy places the organism in Eukaryota, Metazoa, Rotifera, Eurotatoria, Adinetida, Adinetidae. The record is from the annotation of a GenBank genome assembly.